UUCUUCCAUGCUUCUGAACCCACUUUGUCCCAUACAUUAAUCACCUCAAUCUUUUGUUUCUUUUUUGUUGUUGAUCAUCAUGAGUCUUUCUGGUAAGAUGAGCACCGAAGUUAGGAUACACGCAUCCGCAGCCAAGUGGUUCAAUUUCUUCUCAUCUCAACUUCAUCAUAUUCAGAACAUUGCAGAAAGAAUCCAUUGCACCAAACUCCAUCAAGGUCAUGAUUGGCAUGCCAGUGAUUCUGUCAAACACUGGAGUUACACCAUAGACGGAAAAGUAGUGACGUCUCAAGAACGCAUUGAAUCCGUCGAUGAGCAGAACAAAAGAAUCAUAUUCAAGCUCUUUGGUGAAGAUAUCGAAAAGCAGUUUAAGGUCUUUAAUCUCAUUUUUAAAGCGACUGAUAAGAAUGAUGGCGUUGCUUGUAUUAAAUGGACCAUUGAAUAUGAGAGGAAGAGUGAGGAUGCUGAACCUCCAUAUGGCUACAUUGAAUUUUGCAACAAAUGUGUUAAAGAUAUUGAUGCUCAUCUUCUCCAGGCAGAAGAGCUCAACGAAAGUUACAAAAUAAAUUAAAAUAUUAACUAUUAAUUUAUAUAAAAGUAUGUACGUAACUAUAUAUGUCGUUCUUCUGAUAAGAAAUAUUGGCUAUGCCCUAUGACACAUAAUGUUUAUCUGUUCAAUAAGUGUCAAGUUUUAUCGAGUAGAAGAAGUGUGUAUCGUUUGUAUGAAAUUAAUAAUUGGAGAUGUAUGUGGGAGAUCUCUUUGAAGAAUGUUAAAUUAAUAAACAGAUAACUUUGCUUUGUUUA
Messenger RNA from Cajanus cajan (pigeon pea), 801 nucleotides. RefSeq names its product MLP-like protein 43. The record is from RefSeq and is a predicted model, not a curated record. NCBI's taxonomy places the organism in Eukaryota, Viridiplantae, Streptophyta, Magnoliopsida, Fabales, Fabaceae. Gene Ontology annotation, biological process: defense response.